AUGGAAGGAGAACUUGAACCCGAUAACAGGCCCUCUGAGGAUGAAAUUGCUCACCCCUCUAUCGCGCCCUCCACCAUCUCCAAUGGCGAAACUCUGAUCCUAUCCGAGGAUAUAAAUGGCCCAAACAAUGGCGAUGUACUCAUAAGUUCUGCCACCGAUCCCUCGAAAAUAGUGUACCAGGUCACCUCACACAUCUCAAUCAAUCGACGGAAACCGAAACUGGUCCUGUCUCACGAUGGCAAGCCCAUCGCACAUGUCUUUCAUCAUUGGAUGACGGGAUACAAGAUUGGAGUUGAUCGUCAGGGAUCAGGCGACGAGAGUCGGAUGCAGUGGGUUGAGAUGAAAAGAGAGGGACUCACGGCACUGAAUAAGAGUUAUUCGUUCGAGUGGAACGGGAGAAUGUAUAUUUUGGCGAGAAUGCGGGGAGAGAAUCGUCAUGUCGGGGGUACUACAGAGUUGAAGAAAGGAUGGCGAGAUUACAAGGUUAUUGAAAAAGACGGUGAUCCCGUUGCUACUUUCACUGCCAAUGCCUCUGAUAGGGAUAAAUGA
Penicillium malachiteum is the source of this 549-nucleotide messenger RNA. RefSeq lists its product as uncharacterized. NCBI's taxonomy places the organism in Eukaryota, Fungi, Ascomycota, Eurotiomycetes, Eurotiales, Aspergillaceae. The record is from RefSeq and is a predicted model, not a curated record. The transcript has a single exon. The coding region runs from base 1 to 549 and encodes 182 amino acids.